Messenger RNA from Cydia strobilella, 7001 nucleotides. Its product is annotated as interleukin enhancer-binding factor 2 homolog. Gene Ontology annotation, biological process: protein phosphorylation; positive regulation of DNA-templated transcription. The transcript is spliced from 27 exons. Gene Ontology annotation, cellular component: catalytic step 2 spliceosome. Gene Ontology annotation, molecular function: DNA binding; protein serine/threonine kinase activity; ATP binding. Lineage: Eukaryota; Metazoa; Arthropoda; Insecta; Lepidoptera; Tortricidae. The record is from RefSeq and is a predicted model, not a curated record. The coding region runs from base 343 to 4392 and encodes 1349 amino acids.
AAAAAAAAAUAAGCAACAAUGUCGUAGUCAUUUCUGAUGAAAUGAAACGUAGAUGAUCUAUCUUGUCUUUGUCAACUUAGUUGACGAAAUCAAAAUGGCGUCUUUCACGGGAUAACGCAUAUACGCCGCACACUGGACAGUUUUAAUUAUCGUGGGUGUCACUAAUAUCAGUGAAAAGGAUUACAAGUGAACAAUAAUAUAGUGUCAAACUAUUUAAGUGCCUAAAAUAAUCUGACUUAAGUUUCAUAUCGUCGCUAUACACGACUAUUUGCAAAGAGGAGCGCGCGCGCUUCUACACGAUGAGUACAGACGGUUGAGGCGGCCGCGCGCGCCACUACAGAAAUGUCGUUCUUUAAUAACCUUAAGAAGGUGCUCCACCUCGGCGGCGGCAAUGACGCGAAAAAGAAGAAGGUGUUUAACAACAUCCGCGACAACAGCGACCCCACCGAGAUCUGGGACAUGGUGGGCGAGCUCGGCGAUGGCGCGUUUGGGAAGGUGUACAAAGCGCAACACAAGACCACCGGCCAGCUCGCCGCCGCCAAGAUGUGCGUUCUCGACAACGAGGACGACCUUGCCGACUUCACCGUCGAGAUCGACAUCCUCAGCGAGUGCAGGCACCCCAACGUGGUGGAGCUGCACGAGGCGUACUUCAUCGAGAACAAGCUAUGGAUGCUACUAGAAUACUGCGACGGCGGCGCACUCGACUCCGUAAUGUCUGAGCUCGAAAAAGGCCUCAGUGAGAAGCAGAUAGCCUACGUGUGCCGCGAGAUGACGCGCGGCCUCGAGUUCCUGCACUCGCGGCGCGUCAUACACCGCGACCUGAAGGCCGGCAACGUGCUCGCCACCAUGCAGGGCGGCGUCAAGCUGGCGGAUUUCGGCGUCUCGGCGAAGAAUAAGUCCACAUUACAAAAGCACGACACCUUUAUCGGUACGCCGUACUGGAUGGCGCCUGAGGUGGUGCUAUGUGAGACGUUCCGGGACAACCCGUACGAUUUCAAGGUGGACAUCUGGUCGCUAGGCAUCACUCUGAUCGAGUUCGCGCAGAUGGAGCCACCGAACCACGAGAUGACGCCGAUGCGCGUCCUCCUCAAGAUACAAAAGAGCGAGCCGCCCUCGCUGGAGCAGCCCAGCAAGUGGAGCCACGCCUUCAACGAUUUCAUCUCUAAAGCACUAGUCAAGGACCCUGAAAAGAGGCCAACCUCCAGCGAGCUGCUCAAGCAUGAGUUUGUCUCCGGCAACCUGGACGCGAAGCCUCUCCGGGACCUGCUACUCGAGUACCGGGCUGAGGUGGUCGAGGAGGAGCUGCUGGAUGAUGAUUCAGAGGAACAUCGCAGCUCUCAGAUGCAUAUGGAGAUGGAAGAUGACUCGACCUCGGUGCGGUCGGCGGACACGCCGGACGUCAAAAUGUCCGAGCAAGAGCCGGCGGCCGGCGCGACGCCCGUCCCCGCCGCCGCGCCCGCACCCGCACCCGCGCCCGCGCCCGCGCCGCCCUCCCCCCGCGCGGCCGCCCCCGCACCGCCCGCCCCCGCGCCCGCGCCGCCCGCCGCCGCCGCCGCCAAGCGCCCCCACACCGACGACCACGUGCCCGCUGACAGGAAACCCGCCCCAAAGAAAGAGAAAGGCCCCGCGCCUUUGCCGCCGGGCGCGUCGCCGCCGGCCUCCCCCGCGCCCGCCGCCGCCGCCCCCGCCCCCGCUGCCGCCCCCGCUACCACCGCCCCCGCCCCCGCCGCGCCCCGCAAGCCCCCCGCGCCGCCCCCGCCGCAGCAGGCGGCCGGCGAGCUGCUAGUCGAUCAGGUGUGUCGGGAAGCGGAGAAAGUGGUAGAAGAAAAACACAAAACGCCAGAGAAAAAAGACACAAAAGACAAACCGAAACCCGAGCCGAGCUUAGAAAAAGAACCACCCAGAACAGUACAGCAGAAUUCCAUCGAAAAAGACGUUAGAGUUAAGAGCAGACCUAGUUCCAUAAUCAGCGAUUCCAGCACAGAAGGAAAAAAAUAUAUCAGGACAGAUUCCAGCGAAGGAAAGAAAUAUUCCAGAACGAAUUCGGUAGAGAAGGCGGUUGUAGAAAUUGAGAAUAGAACUAGGGAAGAGAGGAGAGAGAAGAGCAGAGAACGGCAGAGGGAAGAGAGUAAGAGUAUAGAGACAAAUGCUGUAGAAAUUAGGCCUGUUACGCCGCCACAACCCAAAGAGCCGAUUCACAAGCCAUCAGCGCCCCCCCUCCCCGCCGUCGCCCAGCAAGUGGUGACCGUGGCCACGCCGGUGCUGGUGGCCGUGAGCGAGCGCGUGUCGCUGGUGGUGGAGCCGGUGGAGCCCAACUCGCUGGCCGCCACGCCCGCCGGCCUCGUCACCGUCACCACCACGCACCCGCCCGUGCUGGCCGCCAACGCUCCCCUCCCGCCCAAUGCGGUGACGAUCUCUACGACGCCGCCCAUCGCCGACGAGGUGGUCAUCGUGGGCGCCGGCUCCUCGUCCGACGACGACUGCUUCGCUCCCUCGUCGCUCGACUCGCUGGACUGCACUAAUUCAUAUACGGAGAAAACUCGAGGGCGCAGGUUGGACAGCAGCGAAGUGCUGAUACUGAGCCCGGGCGCCGCCGGCGACUCGGGCGUCUUCGACGACAGCAUCAACAAUGUCAAUAUCAAUGAUACAUCGCACGUAUCAGUAGUGACGGUGGGCAGCGAGGAGCCGCGCGUGCGCGACUCGGCCGCGCCCGGCUCGCGCGUCGCACGGCUCAGUCCCGACAGUUUCGAGAGCAGGAGAUCGCAGUCUGACAGCGGGUCGGUGGCGUCGGAAGGGUCCCGGCGCGGCGCCGACGCGGACUCGCUCGCCACCUCGCACUCGCACGACUCGCACUCGCGCCGCUACUCCAACCCCGGCGCCAACAACGGCCUCAUAGUGAACCAAGACAACCAAGUCCUAGAGAACGGCAACCAAGAAGAGCAAGUGGUGCUCCGACGAAAGAACCAAGAUGGACAACCCAACAACAGGAUACAAAGGUCGAAAGAAGACAUCCACAUGGCUAACCUCAAGAAGAAGACGAGGAAACGCACGAGAAAGUUCGAGAUAGAUGGCGUGAUGGUCACCACCACUACUUCCAAAGUCAUAUGGGGCGACGAGGAAAGCGGGCGCACCUGGGACGACCACGCACUGCGCAAACAAGAGCUGCGAGAGAUCAAGAUGCUGCAGAAGCAGGAACAGAAGCAGUUCCAGGACCUCAGCGCCAAGGAGCAGCAGCUGCGCGAGCAGCAGGACAAGCGGUUCGAAGCGGAGCUGGCGUCACUAGCGCGCGCGCACGAGACGGACCUGGAGACGCUCGCCCGCGCGCAGCGCGCCGCCGCCGAGCGCGCCGAGCAGCAGCUGGAGGCCGAGCUCCGCCAGGCCGCCAAGAGGCUGCGCGCCGAGCACGAGCGGGACCUCCGCCACUUCAGGGACCAGCUCAAACAGGAGCUCAGGCUGCUCAAACAGGAAGUGGAGCUAGUAUCAAAGGACCGUCGUAAGGACGCGUACAGACAGCGGCGAGCGCGGCUCGACGCCGAGCACGCGGAGCGCGAGCGCUCGUUCGUGGCGUCGCUGGCCGAGGCCGGGGACGCGCUGCUGCGGCGCAUGCACGAGCACCACCGCGAGCGGCAGGCGCUCACCGACACGCAGUACCUGCAGCAGCGGCAACAGAUAAUGCGAACCCGCGAAGCCGCCCUCUGGGAGUUGGAAGAGAAGCAGAUCCAUGAGCGGCACCAGCUGGCCAAGCGACAGCUCAAGGAGGAGUUCCUGCUGCGCCGACACCAGAUGCUAGUCCGACACGACAAGGAACUCGAGCAGAUCAAAAGAAAAAACACCCGCAAAGAAGAAGAGCUAGCCAAAGGCCAGGCGGUGGAGAAGCGCUCGCUGCCCAAACGCAUCCGCGGCGAGAUGCGCGCGCGCGAGAUGAUGUUCCGCGAGUCGCUGCGGAUCGGCGCGCACCACGACGACGAGCGCGAGCGGCUCAAAAAGUUCCAAGAGAACGAGAAACGGCGGUAUCGUGCCGAGCAGCAGAGAUUGGCCACCAAACAUACCAAGGCGAGAGAAGAGCUCAAGGCUGCCGGAGAGGCAUUGCUUCGCGAGCUCGAACAGUAUCAAAACGAGAAGCGCAAAGCGCUGAUGAACCACGAGAGCAACAAGAUGAAGGCGGUCGAGGAGCGCUACUCGCACGAGCUGAAGGAGUGGCGCGCCACCCUCGGCGACCGCAAGAUGGCGUUAGAAGACGAGUUUGCAGCCCAACUGGAAGAACAGGAGAGGCAGACGGCAAACGCGCGUCUCCCGCCGCCGCCGCCGCCGCCGGCCCCGCCAAGCAUGCCGCAACACAGCUCCGCGCUUCACUCGUCGCGGACCAGUCUGGCUUCCAGCCAUUACGACUGACGAAAGUGGAAACCACCAAAAUAAAUGAAUGUUCUAUUGUGAACAUAGCAAACCUACACGCACUUAUACGAUGAAACGGAUGAGCCUUGUGGUUUGCCAAUGUAUGCACCUUUAGAAUAAUAAGGCCUAAUUAAGAUCGUAGCGAAACCUAUAGAAGCGAAUAAUAUCAUGUUUGUCAUACAGCUGAACAGGCAUUAAUUUAUUUCAAGGACCUUACAUUUUUGUUUGUUACACGAAGUGGACGCUUAGACAAUUUCCUAGAAUAAUAUUUGAAUUUAAGGUUUCUUUAACUUGUUAAUUGCAAGAAAUUUGCUUCAAUUUGAACAGGUCACCUCUGUUUAGGUUUCUAGGCCUUAUUAUUUUUAUCUAGGGGCUUUUUUCUUUAGGUUGAAUAUCUUGAACUGUCCGUGUCCAGAAAGUGAAGGUGCGAAUAUCCGCGCUUAGAAUGUAACUACGAUACUAAUAAAGCCUUUAUAGUGAAAAAUAUGAAACAUAUUUAGUUAUCGGCUCUAGGAAUCUAUUGGAAUUUAUGGUUAGUAACAGAGACGGUGUCAAAAAACUAUCUACAAAGGUGCGUCAAAGGUAAGACGUUGCUCAAUUUAGGUUAGGCAUACCAGUCAUGUUCCCUUGGCGCUUCGUCAAAAAAACUAGCUAACUACGAACCCCUAGAUAUAUAAAUAAAUGAGUGAAAAAGAAUCUCGGAAACUGCAAUCUCGUGCGGUGCUUAAAUGUUAAGGUUUUUAUUGCGGCUAAAUAUCAAAUGAAUGUGAAUAAAUUACAAAGAUGUAAGUGAAUCUGUUGUCGUAAAUAUCGUAAAAUUGAUUUAAUCGUUUUAAAGUAAGGGUUAUGCAACCUACUGAUGGAUACAAUUAAGUAUACCUACGUUUAGGACAACGAAGCCAAGAAAGUGAGAAAUGACAACUAUAGUGGAGCCACUUUAGUGUCACUCACACGCUUCUAUUAGCUUAUUUUAAUAGCGAAAGAGAUGAAAAUAUUCUUAAUUGGGUUUGACUUUUUAACAUUACGGCUUAGCGGGCUUAGUACCUACGUUUUUUAAAAACAAAUAAUAAAUAAAAAGACAACUUCACGUGACCUAGGAAAUGCUUAGUGUUAUUACAUGCACGUUUUAUGCUAAAGAAAUCUGGUUUGCCACUUAAAAUAGGUGCAAAUGCAGCAUUUUUGGAGUAUAUUUAAAUCAAGUGCCAAAUGAACUGAAAAUUUAUAAAACGAACCAGUAAAUAUCUACUUAAUUGGUUUAAGGCAAGGGUCUUUUUAGGGGCAUAGUCGCAAAUUUGGGCCUUGGGGCAAGGUUGUGUCUCGUAGGAGACGUAGGUGUAAAGAAUAAGUUAUGGCGCUAAAAGAACGCUUUAAAGUGGAUUUUGCAAUAAAGUAUUCGGUAAAGAAAAGGAAUUGAUUGUGUGUUAAUCAAAGGUGCUUAUUGUGGAUGUGAAGCGAUUUAGGUGUGAUUAUUAUAGUUCUCGGCAGUUAGGAUGUCAAUCUCAAUAUUUUGUUUAAAAACUACACUUGUAGAAUGUAUCGAAAUAACAUCAGUCGUUACGAGCCAUGUUUGAAUAUGGAACCGAAACUUGUCGCGCGCUAUCUAGCAACUAAAAAUGUAUAAGUUGUGACUCCUUGUGAGUCACAUGAACCUAGCCGCCGCGCCGCCAUACAAUCCAAGUUACGCUCUCAUUUUAAAAUGACAUACGAGACGACCGGUCUGGCCUAGUGGGUAGUGACCCUGCCUGUGAAGCCGAUGGUCCUGGGUUCGAAUCCCGGUAAGGGCAUUUAUUUGUGUGAUGAGCACAGAUAUUUGUUUCAGAGUCUUGGGUGUUUUAUAUUUAUAUAUAUCGUUGUCUAAGUACCCACAACACAAGCCUUCUUGAGCUUACUGUGGGACUUAGUCAAUCUGUGAAAGAAUGUCCUAUAAUAUUUAUUUAUUUAUUUAUACUGAAUCAACAUUAAAUUUAACAUUCAAGUAACAUAUAUCUAUGUCUGGUACUAGUUUGUUGCUAGUAAUUGUAAUACAAAUAAAUUAGACGGGAGUAGAAGUUUUACAUACAAAACUCCGCCAAUGCAAAGUUUAAUAUAAAAGCAUGUCGUUUUAAAAUGAGAGCGUAACUCGAUUGUAUGGGAGCGGCUUUUAGGCGGCGAGUUCGUGUGACUCUUGAGCCGUUAAAAUCAAUUUGACAACUGACUUUUUUUUUGUAUAGUGGGAAAAUAAUUGUGAUGAUAGGAGCAAUCCAAUCAUAUCGAAAAAGUUUUAAGACUGGUCAAUUUUUGAUAAAAAUCUUAAGUGUGGUACUCGUAUUUAAACAUUCUUAAAAGUAAAAUAAGAAAUAGAGUCAAAUUAAAGUGGCCUAAAUAAAAUUACGCUGUAUAAAGCAAUUCCAUAGACUUAAGUGAACGAAGCGAAGACGUCCUUACUAAACGAACGAUGUUGGUAAUAGGUAGGUUUUUAGAAAAAAAAAAUAGAAGAUUAACUUACAGUGUGCAUAGCGUUUAGUUAAACCUUGACGCGUACAAACGAUUCUUCAUUAGGUACAUGAGUCCGCACAGAACGAGCCGCCUCGCGAGGAAAUUGCCGCGCGAAGCAACUCUGUCUGUGUAGA